Molecule: messenger RNA, 3358 nt
Organism: Octopus sinensis (East Asian common octopus)
Lineage: Eukaryota; Metazoa; Mollusca; Cephalopoda; Octopoda; Octopodidae
Product: membrane-bound O-acyltransferase domain-containing protein 2
Exons: 12
Coding region: 1433-3163 (576 amino acids)
Biological process (GO): lipid modification
Cellular component (GO): membrane
Molecular function (GO): acyltransferase activity
Source: RefSeq, a predicted model, not a curated record
CAAAAAUAUAUAAUUUGAAUUGCUGCAAAAUAUUGCGCGUACACACACAAGUAUACAAUAAAUAUAUAUAUAUAUAUAUACACAUAGUUGCCCAUAUGUUACGGAUGUAUAUAUAUAUAUAGACCAGUAGAGGCGCGCUUUUUCUAAAAGGAGUGCUCGUUCUGGGUGUGUGUGUUUGUAAUUGUAUAAAUAUAAAUAGUAAUUGGGGUAAGAAAAUAGAAAAAUACCAUCGAUGUACAUCGGAAUAUAAUAUAGUAGAAAUACUUUCAUACUGUCAUCCUAGUAUGUAGAGCUGAGGUAUAUACAUCCAAACUUUUACACACACAGAGAUUUAUAUAUAUAUAUAUAUAUAUAUAUAUAUAGAUAGAUAGAUAGAUAGAUAGAUAGAUAUAGAUAUAUAUAUAGUAGGGCAUCAGACCUACAAAUGGUAAUUGUAACAUAUUCUUCUGGUUGGACUAUUUCAAAGCAUAUGAUCAGAGAUAGCAGCAAGUGCCCUAGAAAAAAUAAGUGUAAACAAUAAGAACUCCGACGACCGCGACGUCUCUUUUGAGUGACGUGAAGUUUUUUUUUUUCUAAAAGAUUAAUUUUUGGGAAAAGAGUUAAAAGAAGAAGAAAAAAACAAGUUUGGGAAGAAAGGAAGAAAGAAAAAGAAGAAAUCACAAACGUAGGAGAUAUUUGUAGACACGCCCCAGUUUUUUGAGGAAGGAAAAGAAAAGAGAGAGAGAGAAAUAGGAAAACAGUGGAGCAACAUUUUUUAAAAAAAAGUGAAAUAUAUAUAUCGUCUUCUCUCUCUUUCUCUGCUCACUUUUGUGCAAGUGAGUGUCUGCUGCAUUUUGGCUGCAAAACUUUGUAUUAAUUACACUUGAGAAAUAAGUGUGGCAAUGUGGGGACAGCUGUGAAGGAAAGAAAGGAAACAGUUUGUAAACAAGGAGAGAAAAGGGACACCUUGCCAAAGCAAAUUGAAAUCCCUUCUUAAAUAAAAAGAAGGAAGAAAUACAAGCGAGAAGAGAACCUUGCCGAUCUUGUCAAUCCACCUUUUCCACCAACUAUAUAUAUAUCAAACAAAAACCCUUGUUAAAACGAGAGAAGAGAGCCCUAAUUUUGAAAUACCUAUCUUGUCGCACACAAGUUUUUUUCCACCAACUUUAUACUUUAUAUAUGGGACUACCUUUCACUUAAUUUUUUUCUUCUGGAGUGAAAAGUAACAAGCAUAACCUUCCCAAAAGGAACAAAACUGAUCGGAUUCAAUCUUUCUUUGCUUCUUCUUCUUCUUCAUUUCACACACACACAAACGUUCACUUGUUCACCCUCCUCUUCUUCUUUCCCCCCCUCUCUAUUUUCUCUCUCUCUAUCUAUCUCAAUCUCUCUCUCUCUCUCGUCUCGUCUUCUCUAUCUGUAAUAAACUCACUCUGAGCGGCCGAACGAACCAAACAUGGUAUACACGGGCGAAUUUUGUAUGGGGUCUCGUUUGCUGACACCACUUUCAGAUUUCUUCGGUUUACCCAUAGACCAGAUAAAUUUUAUAGUGUGUCAGCUCGUGGCCCUUCUCCUGGGUAUUCCAUUCCGCAGAGUUUUGUCACCGAGGAAAACCAGUACGACAGUACGACAUUUGGUGGAGGUGCUUGUUGGUGUCGCACUGACUGUCUUCUGUUUCGGAUAUCAAGUAUGGCACAUUGUGGCUCAGUCCGCUGUGACAUACAUUAUCCUGUUAGUGGCGCCGGCGAUGCUGGCCCAUAAGAUUGUUUUUGUGUUUGCCAUGGGUUACCUGUCCUGUAUGCACAUCUACCGGCAGUAUUACGAUUACGGAGGAUAUACAAUGGAUAUAACGGGGCCUCUCAUGAUCAGCAGCCAAAAGCUGACCAGUCUGGCGUUCAACCUCUACGAUGGCAGGUAUCGCGACGACAAAGAUUUAUCGAAAAGCCAGCGCCAGUAUGCUGUCAAGUCGAUGCCAUCGCUGCUUCACUUUACCAGUUACAUGUUUUACUUUCAUGGAAUCAUUAUCGGUCCUCUUGCCUUCUAUGCAGACUACAUGCAUUUUAUAAAUGGAGACUGGUACCGAGAAUGGGAAGUUGACGGCCGAAUAGUUCAGAAGCCUUUAGAAAAUGUGCCAUCGCCAAGAGUGGCUGUUACGAAGAAGCUUAUCGGCGCCUGCGUUUGUGCUGUCAUCCUGCUCACAAUGCCGAAAAUCAUCCCGCCACAGAAGAUGCUGGAACCUGAUUUCAUGGAGAACACCAGUUUCCUGUGGAAGGUACUCUACAUGACGGUAGCCGUAUCGUUUGUACGAGAGAAAUACUAUUUUGCUUGGGUCCUAACCGAAGCAGUGAACAACUCUGCCGGAUUAGGAUUCAAUGGUUUCGACGAAAAGGGGGAAGCCAAAUAUGACCUGUUAGAGAACGUCAAUAUAUACGGAGUGGAGACUGCUGGCAGUCAGAAAGAUAUCAUCGACAACUGGAACAAAACAUCGACCAUUUGGUUGCGCCACACCGUCUACGACCGUGUGCCGAGGAUGCGCACGAUGUCCGUGUUUGCCGUGAGUGCGUUGUGGCAUGGCUUCUACCCCGGGUAUUACGUCACGUUUGCCACUGGGGCCAUGUUUACAAUUACGGCCAGAUUGGUACGAAGGAACAUUCGCCCAUUAUUCAUCAAAGCUAACCUACAUCCUCUCUACAAUGUAAUCACAACGAUAUUCGCUCGAGUAACAAACUCCUAUGGAGCCCUGCCGUUCGUCUAUUUGGAAUUCAUGCCUGGAAUAAAAGUUUACCUGUCAGUCUACUGUUGGGCGCACGUCUGCUGUUUGUUGAUCAUUCUUCGGUAUUCCCUGUUUGCCAGUCCACACAAGUCAAAGACAGACUCACACCAUCGCUCAGUACAACAAACAUCCACCGCAACAACAGAACAACAACAACAACAACAGCAACAACACCUCCAUCAGACGGCUCAAAAGAAAAAGAACUCUAAUGGACUCUUCUCUUAUAUAAUACACUUAGUUAUAAACACACACACACACACACACACAUAUACACACACAGACAUACACACAUACUCACAUAAGCACAUUUGCUUGCGUGUGUGUAUAUACAUACAUGAGCACGUAAUAAAUAUAUUAAUAUAUAUAUAUAUACAUAUAUAUGCAGAACGUGUGUGUAUGUGUGUGUGUGUUUAAAGAGAUAGUUCAGCUGAGUACCAUGAAUCUUUUUAGCAAAUCAAUUUUUCAGGGCUUCUAGUUGACAAUGAGCCCUUCAAACACACACACGUGCACGCACACACGCAGAUACACACAAAGAUAUAUAUAUAUAUAUAUAUAUAUUACUCUGUGUGUAUAUGUAUACAUAUGUGUUUGUAUUUGUAUAUGUGUGAA